ACCAAUCAUCAACACAUUACAGUUCUUAUGUCACAGUUGACGCAUCGACCAUCCAGGAAGGUGUUUCACAGUUACCAUAACUCACGGAGAACAGAGCUAUGUCAAGCGAUUACACUUGAAUGGCCUACUACAGCGAUCGCGUCAGGCCCUUCAGGGCGGCAGAGGCGUGUCAGGUCCUUAACUCCCCGGAUCUGACGCGCGUGAUCCGCACUGCUCCACGGGCCGUUAGAGGGGGUCAAGUCUAUGUGUAUUGCAUAGAAGAGGGAACGGAUCCAGAUGGAUGGAAGGAUGACAACAUACACUUCCAACAUGAUGGAACCAGCAAGCAGCCCAAAAACAAACCUACAAUCAAGAAAACAUUUUUCCAAGCAAAAUUUAGUGACACAGACUUUUCACGAGAGUUCAUGAAGCAUGUUUAUGUCUUGUAUCCCCGUCCCAAUCAGUUUGUGUUGAUACACUAUCUAGGCAAUGAAUCCAUUGCCAAGGAGCCACAGUGGCCCAGAAGAGCCAGCAAGUCUACUCCAGCCAGACAGCGCCAUACUUACUCCUCCGGGUGUGACCCAUGCUCAGGGACAUCACAGUCAGUUCAUGUAGAUGCUGGCGAUGGCCAUAGCUCUUCGGACAUGACUGUGGGUGAAGAUGAUGAAUGUCCUGUUCCACCAAAGAGACAAAAACUGCAAAUGAAACGUGCUGAAUUGAAACGUAAAGUUGAAACUAUCCUUGCAGAUAUUGACAAUCCUGCACUUUGGGAGGGGGACACAGAUUUAAGAAAUAUAGGCACACAGAGCAGCAGAAGUGUCACAGACCAGAUAGAAGAUCUGGUCACCACUGGGCAGUUUGCCUCCAUUGUGGAUGGACUCCUGUGUGAUAUAAGUUGGCAGGUGCGACGAGGUGUGAGCUCUAGAACCAACCCAUGUAUGUCUCUCACAGAACAGGUCAGGCGGUUGUGGCCAACAGAUGUCAGUGAAGUACAAGCCAGGCUGCAACACUUGGAUGUAGUGUGCCUGCAUCAGUUUGAUGAGCUCCAGCAGGAGACUCUGAUGGUGCUUCUGUCAGCUAUAGUUGUAGGGGCAUACAGAACAGACACGCCAACCCUCAGCUUCAUGUCCACCUUACAGCAAUGGCCCAGACACCUGGGGCAGGCUGAGAUUGAAGACGUGGAGGUGGAUGUCACAGCCAGAUACAGGAUCGGGAACAUGACCAUAGGAGGCAGCAGUCUUGCUACACUGCAGGGGAGGACAUGGCUGGAUGACAAUGUGAUAGAGUGUUACUUACGCCUGCUGUGUGAGGAAUGUCUGUUGCGGCGCCACUGCUACGUGUUACCCUGCCAGCUGGCCAUACUAUGGGAGAGGGAACAGUACAGCCAGUGGAUCUAUAAGGACGUGGAUAUGAGGGUAUUCACGUGGCUGCUGAUGCCAGUGUGUGUUGCAGACAGUCACUGGGUGCUUCUUGCAGCCAAUGUCAGAGACAGGACAGUAGGUGUCAUCAACUCUAGACAGUCAGACCAGACAUCCAAGCUUAUUUCACACUGGAGACAGUACAUGGCAGUGAGGAGUGAACUGACAGGCCAAGCAUUGCAAACAUGGAGUGACAUGCUAUACAAGACACUUCCUCAGACAGACAGUGAUAGCUGUGGAGUCCAUGUUCUGAUGGCUGCUGAAACACUCCUUAAAGGCCAGCCUCCAUGUGUGAUGCGGAACUGUCACACCAAGAGAUUCCGCUGCUACGCCCUCCACAGACUACUGUCUAAUGGCCACAUGGAACAUCAACCUGUCAACACAGGGGGUACAGACUCCCCACAGAUUGUCGGUGUGGUUCCUCCGCCGAUGGAAGAUAGUGAAUGUACUUCCAACACACAGUCUGGUCAGGCAGCAGCAUCAACAGCAUCCAUCCCGCUGCUGGCCACCUGUCGCCACCUCUACAGCAACAACAAGGUUUUAUUUGCUGCUCUCCUGCUGCUGGCCAUGCAAGGUGGGAAGAUGGAGGCCCAGCUCUGGAACUUUCCUAAGAGGAGACAGUAUGAAAAGGGAGACAGGAGGAGAUGGAUCCAGUGGGACUGGGCACUACAGAUAAGUGGAGUGGAGGACCUCUCAAUGGCUUACUGUUACAAUGACAUCAGUCACUGCAGGGACAUAUUACAAUGUAAAGUACUUAUGUGUUGUCUGUAUGUCCAGUGUAAGCAGGGACUGUUUCAGGCAUUAAAUGCCAUACUCUGUGAACGAACAGAACACAUUAUCAAAACAUUACCAUUGCAGUUCAUCUAUCACUAUGUCUUUGUUCAGCAACCUGACUCUGUCAAUAAGCUGCAUGUGUUGAUUAGUCCAUGUCACUAUCAGCUGCUCGCUGGGAGAUUUGCUGCAGCAGUGGUCGACCAGAGAUACGCCUGUGUGUUCAGUCACCCAGCAUGUAAUGAUCCCGAGUUUGUCCAGCAUCUUGCUGCAGGUGUGAAAGGUCUGACACCAGAUGACAGACAUGUUCUAUACAGCUCCACCGACUCUGUUGUUGGAGGGUCUUUUCUGUCCUGCCUGUGCUCAUCCCGAGAAAGAUUCCUCUAUGACAGUUUCUGUGCAAAAGGCCUCUCUCUACAGGACUGUACAAUGGAAGAGAAAGUCAAGGUAGCCCUGGUAUGCUGUCAGUCCGGGAAUGUUGGGAUACUGGAACAGCUGGUAUGUGAUGAGAAUGUGAAUGGACAAGUGACUACAUUCCACGGUCUUCAUAAAGCAUGUGAGAGAGGGAGUGAGGCAGUGGUGAGAUUACUACUGGACAAGAAUGCUGAUGUAUCAGUGACUGAUGAUGAUGGGUCUACACCUCUUCAUAAAGCAUGUGGGAGAGGGAGUGAGGCAGUGGUGAGAUUACUACUGGACAAGAAUGCUGAUGUAUCAGUGACUAACAAACUGUGGGGGUAUACACCUCUUCAUAAAGCAUGUGAGAGAGGGAGUGAGGCAGUGGUGAGAUUACUACUGGACAAGAAUGCUGAUGUAUCAGUGACUGAUGAUCAUGGGUCUACACCUCUUCAAGAAGCAUGUGAGAGGGGGAGUGAGGCAGUGGUGAGAUUACUACUGGACAAGAAUGUUAAUGUAUCAGUGACUAACAAACUGUGGGGGUAUACACCUCUUUAUAAAGCAUGUGAGAGUGGGAGUGAGGCAGUGGUGAGAUUACUACUGGACAAGAAUGCUGAUGUAUCAGUGACUGAUAAUAAUGGGUCUACACCUCUUCAUGACGCAUGUGAGAGAGGGAGUGAGGCAGUGGUGAGAUUACUACUGGACAAGAAUGCUGAUGUAUCAGUGACUGAUGAUCAUGGGUCUACACCUCUUCAUGACGCAUGUGAGAGUGGGAGUGAGGCAGUGGUGAGAUUACUACUGGACAAGAAUGCUGAUGUAUCAGUGACUGAUAAUAAUGGGUCUACACCUCUUUAUAAAGCAUGUGAGAGAGGGAGUGAGGCAGUGGUGAGAUUACUACUGGACAAGAAUGCUGAUGUAUCGGUGAGAUUACUACUGGACAAGAAUGCUGAUGUAUCAGUGACUGAUAAUAAUGGGUCUACACCUCUUUAUAAAGCAUGUGAGAGAGGGAGUGAGGCAGUGGUGAGAUUACUACUGGACAAGAAUGCUGAUGUAUCAGUGACUGACAGGUUGGGGUCUACACCUCUUCAUGACGCAUGUGAGAGUGGGAGUGAGGCAGUGGUGAGAUUACUACUGGACAAGAAUGCUGAUGUAUCAGUGACUGAUAAUAAUGGGUCUACACCUCUUUAUAAAGCAUGUGAGAGAGGGAGUGAGGCAGUGGUGAGAUUACUACUGGACAAGAAUGCUGAUGUAUCAGUGACUGAUAAUAAUGGGUCUACACCUCUUUAUAAAGCAUGUGAGAGAGGGAGUGAGGCAGUGGUGAGAUUACUACUGGACAAGAAUGCUGAUGUAUCAGUGACUGAUAAUAAUGGGUCUACACCUCUUCAUGAAGCAUGUGAGAGAGGGAAUGAGGCAGUGGUGAGAUUACUACUGGACAAGAAUGCUGAUGUAUCAGUGACUGAUAAUAAUGGGUCUACACCUCUUUAUAAAGCAUGUGAGAGAGGGAGUGAGGCAGUGGUGAGAUUACUACUGGACAAGAAUGCUGAUGUAUCAGUGACUAACAAACUGUGGGGGUAUACACCUCUUCAUAAAGCAUGUGGGAGAGGGAGUGAGGCAGUGGUGAGAUUACUACUGGACAAGAAUGCUGAUGUAUCGGUGACUAACAAACUGUGGGGGUAUACACCUCUUCAUGAAGCAUGUGAGAGUGGGAGUGAGGCAGUGGUGAGAUUACUACUGGACAAGAAUGCUGAUGUAUCAGUGACUGAUAAUAAUGGGUCUACACCUCUUUAUAAAGCAUGUGAGAGAGGGAGUGAGGCAGUGGUGAGAUUACUACUGGACAAGAAUGCUGAUGUAUCAGUGACUGAUAAUAAUGGGUCUACACCUCUUUAUAAAGCAUGUGAGAGAGGGAGUGAGGCAGUGGUGAGAUUACUACUGGACAAGAAUGCUGAUGUAUCAGUGACUGAUAAUAAUGGGUCUACACCUCUUUAUAAAGCAUGUGAGAGUGGGAGUGAGGCAGUGGUGAGAUUACUACUGGACAAGAAUGCUGAUGUAUCAGUGACUGAUAAUAAUGGGUCUACACCUCUUUAUAAAGCAUGUGGGAGAGGGAGUGAGGCAGUGGUGAGAUUACUACUGGACAAGAAUGCUGAUGUAUCAGUGACUAACAAACUGUGGGGGUAUACACCUCUUCAUAAAGCAUGUGAGAGUGGGAGUGAGGCAGUGGUGAGAUUACUACUGGACAAGAAUGCUGAUGUAUCAGUGACUGAUAAUAAUGGGUCUACACCUCUUUAUAAAGCAUGUGAGAGAGGGAGUGAGGCAGUGGUGAGAUUACUACUGGACAAGAAUGCUGAUGUAUCAGUGACUGACAGGUUGGGGUCUACACCUCUUCAUGGCGCAUGUGAGAGUGGGAGUGAGGCAGUGGUGAGAUUACUACUGGACAAGAAUGCUGAUGUAUCAGUGACUGAUAAUAAUGGGUCUACACCUCUUCAUAAAGCAUGUGAGAGUGGGUGUGAGAGAGGGAGUGAGGCAGUGGUGAGAUUACUACUGGACAAGAAUGCUAUUGUAUCAGUGACUGAUGAUGAUGGGUCUACACCUCUUUAUAAAGCAUGUGAGAGUGGGAGUGAGGCAGUGGUGAGAUUACUACUGGACACGAAUGCUGAUGUAUCAGUGACUGACAUGUAUGAGUCUACACCUCUUCAUGAAGCAUGUGAGAGUGGGAUUGAGGCAGUGGUGAGAUUACUACUGGACAAGAAUGCUGAUGUAUCAGUGACUGACAGGUUGGGGUCUACACCUCUUCAUGACGCAUGUGAGAGUGGGAGUGAGGCAGUGGUGAGAUUACUACUGGACAAGAAUGCUGAUGUAUCAGUGACUGAUAAUAAUGGGUCUACACCUCUUUAUAAAGCAUGUGAGAGAGGGAGUGAGGCAGUGGUGAGAUUACUACUGGACAAGAAUGCUGAUGUAUCAGUGACUGAUGAUGAUGGGUCUACACCUCUUUAUAAAGCAUGUGAGAGUGGGAGUGAGGCAGUGGUGAGAUUACUACUGGACAAGAAUGCUGAUGUAUCAGUGACUGAUAAUAAUGGGUCUACACCUCUUCAUAAAGCAUGUGAGAGAGGGAGUGAGGCAGUGGUGAGAUUACUACUGGACAAGAAUGCUGAUGUAUCAGUGACUGAUGAUGAUGGGUCUACACCUCUUUAUAAAGCAUGUGAGAGUGGGAGUGAGGCAGUGGUGAGAUUACUACUGGACAAGAAUGCUGAUGUAUCAGUGACUGACAUGUAUGAGUCUACACCUCUUCAUGAAGCAUGUGAGAGUGGGAGUGAGGCAGUGGUGAGAUUACUACUGGACAAGAAUGCUGAUGUAUCAGUGACUGAUAAUAAUGGGUCUACACCUCUUCAUAAAGCAUGUGAGAGAGGGAGUGAGGCAGUGGUGAGAUUACUACUGGACAAGAAUGCUGAUGUAUCAGUGACUGAUAAUAAUGGGUCUACACCUCUUCAUGACGCAUGUGAGAGUGGGAUUGAGGCAGUGGUGAGAUUACUCCUGGAGUGUGGUGCAGAUCCAUCUGCACGUGACAACAUGGGCAAGACACCAGAGAGUAGAACCUGGUCUUCUGCUGUAAGGAACAUUCUGUCCACGGAAAGAAGACGGCGAGGUGUAAGUGUGGAUGCUCCUGGAUGGUGUGAUACCCAAUCUAGUCAGCACAUAGGACCACUGACGCCUUUGUAUCAGCAACUUCACCUUUGGCCAAAGGUACAACAGUCUGAUAUAAACACUUGGAGUAGCAAUUGCCUGUCAAGUACUCAGAUGAUGGCACAGCCAGGUGGUUCACAGCUCAUGACACACCCAGGUGGACCUCAACUCAUGCCACAGCCAGGUGGUUCACAGCUCAUGCCACAGCCAGGUGGUUCACAGCUCAUGACACAGCCAGGUGGUUCACAGCUCAUGACACAGUCAGGUGGUUCACAGCUCAUGACACACCCAGGUGGACCUCAACUCAUGACACAGCCAGGUGGUUCACAGCUCAUGACACACCCAGGUGGACCUCAACUCAUGCCACAGCCAGGUGGUUCACAGCUCAUGCCACAGCCAGGUGGUUCACUGCUCAUGACACACCCAGGUGGUUCACAGCUCAUGCCACAGCCAGGUGGUUCACAGCUCAUGCCACAGCCAGGUGGUUCACAGCUCAUGACACAGCCAGGUGGACCUCAACUCAUGACACAGCCAGGUGGACCUCAACUCAUGACACAGCCAGGUGGACCUCAACUCAUGACACAGCCAGGUGGUUCACAGCUCAUGACACAGCCAGGUGGUUCACAGCUCAUGUCACAGCCAGGUGGUUCACAGCUCAUGACACAGUCAGGUGGUUCACAGCUCAUGACACACCCAGGUGGACCUCAACUCAUGACACAGCCAGGUGGUUCACAGCUCAUGACGAAGACAGGUCAACACCCAUUCACAUUUUCUUCAAGCAAAUCUCAGUUUGUGCCAGAUUUUCAACUGGAUACAAAUCAAGGUUCAAAAAUUUCCUCAUCAGAUUCAUCCUGUCUUACAACCAUGUCAGACAUAGGUACACAGCCAGGCUUUUCUUCAUUGUCAGGACUACUAGUUACACCACACAGCUGGAUGUCAGCCCAAGAUGCUGCUGAGAGCAAUAUGAUGUCUUGUAAUGGCAGUGACUACAACACUGCACCAGCAGCAUCACUACCGACAAAGGGUUGAACCUGACUGCAGGACGUCUGUCUCAGGUGAUAAAGGUUUACAGGAACACAAUCUACCAAUAAUAAACAGUGCUCCUUUCACGACAUGUCAGAAUAUGGUUUCAAGAUUGAACAACAACCAGCAGGCUGUGUAUACUCAAGCCAAAGAGGACACUACAACUGUGACAUCCAUUGGACGUAGCACCACACUAAGCAGUUCUAAUAACCAUCCCAUGCCACAAGAACCUGUGAGCAGUAGCCCGGUGCCAAGCAUCCUCCAGGACUCUUAUGCUUCUCACCCCAUGUCAAGUAUAGCGAUGUCUCUACAAGAGCCACCACUCUUAUACAGUCAUACAAAUCCACAAAGCUUCCUGCUAGAAAUGGUGGUUUUAAGAUCCCAGUUCAAAGAGUCAUGAAGUGAAUGCUAUUUCCUGUGCCAGACAUCUUCUAAGAUUGAUUAGCUUCCUGUCCUCAGUCAAAAAAUGUUUAAAUACAAGGUCUGUCAAAUCUGUCAUUCCCUAUCAAGAGAAUGGUCAUAAAGCAUAUUUAUAAACAUGAUACAAAACUUUACAAAAAAUGUCUCACCUACAAAGGAUGUGGUCUAAAUACUAUGUUGCUAAAAUACAAAAUUUCAAAACAUUAUUGUUGUGUUUGUGAGAGUGCACAGAGUAGUAUUUUACAACUGUCUACCAUUGCCGAACUGUAACCGAGGCAGGAUCACCUGUUGACCAUCUGUAGCUAACAAUCAUCUAUUGAUCAUCUGUAGCGAACAAUCAUCUAUUGAUCAUCUGUAGCGAACAAUCAUAUCUCGAAGAAACCAGUUGCUAACAAUCAUCUCUUGAAGCCCCAGUUACCUUCCACUUGGCAACAAAAGGUAGCAUUGUCCCUUCUUAGAAACAACAGACACAGGCUUGUGUCAGUACUCUUUGUGGAAUGGAGGGUUGUCAAGGCCUUUUAACUGAAGGCAGAGCAGUCGUUGCCAAGGAUUAUUCCUGAAGGAUGUUGAGCAGCGGCCGACACCAUCAUGUGUUGGUUGUACAUAUACUGUGUUGACAUAUACUUUGUUGAUUUUGUUACAUUGACGUGUGUUGUUUGUACAUAUGUAAAGUUUGUGUUGAUUUUACAAUGUUUUUGUGAUUCACAGAUACACUCAGGUGUGUCAUUUACUUUUUAUUCAAAGCACCUGAAUUAGGAUUAUCAAAUUGUUUAUAUUGUAUUCAUGUACAUUGAUAAAAAUCUCCUCUGGCAUGAACAAGUCAGACUGCAGGAAUACAUGUACAGAGAUAUCUGAUAGAAAGUCAUUACUCUCAAAAUGGCUUCAGUGUUUGUUUGUUGAUACAUUAAUUACUCAAAACUGAGAAAUACACAUGCAAACAUAGACAAGCAGGCUUUCCGCUCACUGUUUAGUGUACAGGAGUAGCUCGCUGACUCUUGAGGUAACUUACCUAUGACGAUGUGGCAUAUAAAUCAAUGUGUUUCAAAGAAGUGUCAGUCUGAAGUAAACACUUCCGGGAUUAUAUAAGCACCUGGUCGGACAACUUGUUACUUGGUAUAUAAGACAUGGUAUAUAAGACAUUUCAAGGUGAGGUCCACAUAUUUAGCUUUUCCUGAAUUAUAUUGGGGUCCAGAGGGACAGCAAAUUCAAUAACAUACAUUGGCUUUUUUCUAGGAGGACAAGAUCAUGUUUUUGGCAGGAUUUGUUCCUAGGCUGUAUUUGGGCCUAUUUUUCCAAAGAUGUUCAUAGGCCGGCGUUCAAACCGAUACACAGAUGGUAUGUGGCCUCCUUGCCUUGUCAAAGCUGUCUUUCGAUGCAAAGCAAUGCAGUAUUCAAGUACAUUCCAUCAAGUAUCACAAAAUUGACUUACCGGUUCAUUAUGAAAUUAAGCCAUAGCAUAAAGAAGUGUUAUGAAGGCUCACGUUAAAAUGUAUGUAUGCAGGCAGCCUAUAAAACAUACA
This is a messenger RNA of Haliotis rubra (blacklip abalone), 9202 nucleotides long. RefSeq lists its product as uncharacterized. Gene Ontology annotation, cellular component: cytoplasm; nucleus. Gene Ontology annotation, molecular function: cysteine-type peptidase activity; RNA binding; protein binding. The record is from RefSeq and is a predicted model, not a curated record. The coding region runs from base 120 to 7268 and encodes 2382 amino acids. Lineage: Eukaryota; Metazoa; Mollusca; Gastropoda; Lepetellida; Haliotidae. The transcript is spliced from 19 exons. Gene Ontology annotation, biological process: proteolysis.